Messenger RNA from Centruroides sculpturatus (bark scorpion), 1838 nucleotides. Its product is annotated as G2/mitotic-specific cyclin-B-like. Lineage: Eukaryota; Metazoa; Arthropoda; Arachnida; Scorpiones; Buthidae. The record is from RefSeq and is a predicted model, not a curated record. Bases 170 to 1369 code for a protein of 399 amino acids. The transcript has 8 exons. Gene Ontology annotation, molecular function: cyclin-dependent protein serine/threonine kinase regulator activity. Gene Ontology annotation, cellular component: cytoplasm; cyclin-dependent protein kinase holoenzyme complex; nucleus. Gene Ontology annotation, biological process: mitotic cell cycle phase transition; regulation of cyclin-dependent protein serine/threonine kinase activity.
AUAACCAAUAUGAGAGUAGAAGAAGUCGAAAGUUCGCCAAUCAGAUAAGAGUAUUUUCAUUUUGAAUUGGAAGUUUGACGAGCUGUUCAGAUAAGUUUAUUCCACGUGCAAUUUUUUCGUCUUAGAGUUUGUGAAGUGCUUAAAUUUCUUAAAAUUGUUUUCUAAAGAAAUGAUGGCGACAAAAAAAGCUGAUAGAGCGUUACAGAAUAUUGGAAACAGAGAGAAUAUUGUAUAUGGUAAGAGUAACAUACCAGUACAACAGCCACAGAAACAGAGGCUAAUUCUUGAAGAUAUUAAAAAUAAAGUAGUCGGGAAUGUUCAGAGAAAGCCUGUUGUAAUCAAACAGGAUUUUAUAGAAAAAAUACCUAUUAAGAUUCAAACGAUACCAAAGCCUAAACCUGUAGAAGUCAAAGAAAUUAAAAAUGAAAUUAUUGCAGAAAAGAUCUCUACCGAUGAAAUGGAUGUUUCUGAGGUGGAAGAAUUGGCAGAGGCUUUUUCUACUCGGAUGUUACCUGGUGAUGUAAAUGACAUUGAUGCUGAGGAUAGUGAAAAUCCACAACUUGUUAGUAAUUAUGUCAAUGAUAUUUAUAAAUAUUUGAGAGAAUUGGAGAUUCAGUAUCCCAUCAGAGUAAGUCAUUUGAAUAAACAAACUGAAAUAACAGGGAAAAUGAGAGGUGUUUUGAUUGACUGGUUGGUUCAAGUCCAUGUAAGAUUUCAGCUUCUUCAAGAAACUUUAUAUCUUACUGUGGCAGUUAUUGACAGAUUUCUUCAGGAAUGUGAAGUUAAGAGGAAUAAGCUUCAAUUAGUUGGUGUAACUGCCAUGUUCAUUGCAUCGAAGUAUGAAGAAAUGUAUUCGCCAGAAGUCAGUGAUUUUGUAUACAUCACAGAUAAAGCCUAUAAAAAAGAAGAAAUUUUAAAAAUGGAAUGUCUUAUGUUGAAAAAGCUCAACUUUUCUCUAGGAAGACCUCUUCCAUUGCAUUUCUUGAGGAGAAACUCCAAAGCUGGUGAUGUUGAUGCUACAACACACACACUAGCAAAAUAUUUAAUGGAGACAACAAUUGUUGAAUAUGAUCUUGCGCACUAUUCUCCAUCUCAUGUUGCAGCUGCUUCUUUAUACUUAUCUAUGAAAUUAUUGGAUAACUCUCCUUGGAAUAAAACUUUAGUCUAUUAUAGUCAAUAUGACGAAUCCCAAUUACUACCUUUGGUGUAUAGAUUGUCACACAUUAUAUAUACAGCUGAAAAGAAUAAAUUACAGGCUAUUCACUCGAAAUACAGGAGCAGUAAAUUUUUUAAAAUUAGUACAAUUCCACAACUGAAGUCUAAAUUAAUCCAGCAAUUUGCCGAGAAACAUAAACAAUCAACCAACUGAUCUUUCAUGCUAUUACUCUCGUAAAUGUGUUUUUCAUAAAAUAUAUUUUCGUGGUUGUAAAUACCAUAAAUCAGGAAAUUUAUAUUUGUCUAAUAUUUAAGUAUUUGGGACUGAAUAUUUUACAACUUUUUAACAAACAUAGCUGUGUAAUUGUACUUGUCUUCAGUUUCUAAUAAAGUUUUUUAAGGGAUUCCUGCCAUAGAAUGGGAACUUUAUGAUUUUGGAUUUAAUGUUGCAACUUUUAUAAGAAAAAAGCUAUUUUAAAAUGGACUAUCUUGUUUUUAAAGUGAAUUUCCUUUCAAAAAUGGUCUUGUUUUGCAAUCCUUUUUCUUUUUAAAGAACUUUUCUUCAAUAACAGAGGGUGGAACUCCAUAAUUCUUGGUUUAUGGUUUUGAUCAACAAUUUAAGUGUUUGUGUAAAAAUUAUGUAAAAAAUCUAGACAAUAAAAUUUUAUAUAUGAAUACUGAAU